CACGGCAACACCAAGCUCUCCGUGGCCACUCGGUCCAUGCUACUUGUUCGGUUCUGUUCGGAUCCAGAGGCUCUGACGUCGCCUGGUUAUUAUCCUGUAAAGAACAGCGUAAGGAACGGGAGGCUGUCAUGUCUGAGCUGCUGAAAGACAAACCUCAGAAACGAGAGAAGAAGACGGUGAAGGUUCCAACAGAGGCAAGUCAUGGAGUCAGAGGCAAGGAAACCACUGGCAGGACUAAGGACUCCAUGAGUAUUGUGUCAUCCAUUGAUGAAUUAGGACACCAUGAAGACACUCGGAUGGUGGUGACAAUGGAGAACACCUACCAGACGGGCCCUUACAAACGCUUCCCUGUCGGUGCUGUCACAGACAUACUGAAGGACGUACUCACCAAUUACCUCCAAGAAGAGAGAUAUGAAGUGGAGUGGUCCCAAAAAAUGACCAAAACAAUAUGUGAGGUGACACGAGCCCGUGUGAAGGAUCUCAUGAUUCCCAGAUAUAAGGUGGUCGUCCUGGUCCACAUCGGCCAGCUCACUGGCCAGAGCAUGCAAAUCAGCAGCCGCUGUCUGUGGGAUAAAUCCAACGACACAUUCGCCACCUACUCUUUCAAGAACAGCUCUCUGUUUGGAAUGGCAACUGUCUAUGGUGUUUACUUUGAAUGA
Molecule: messenger RNA, 659 nt
Organism: Pleuronectes platessa (European plaice)
Lineage: Eukaryota; Metazoa; Chordata; Actinopteri; Pleuronectiformes; Pleuronectidae
Product: dynein light chain Tctex-type 5-A
Exons: 5
Coding region: 129-659 (176 amino acids)
Biological process (GO): microtubule-based movement
Cellular component (GO): cytoplasmic dynein complex; cytoplasm
Molecular function (GO): dynein intermediate chain binding
Source: RefSeq, a predicted model, not a curated record